GGUAGAGGAGGCCGAGCGCGGCGCGUUGUGGGGGACGUUACUGGAGCCGGAGUUCGCGAAAUAGUGCUGGCAUCGCCGGACUACAACGCAGUGCAUCUAGGGAGCACGACUCUAGGGAUCCGCCCACCCAUGCCCGGCAGCAAGCUGCCUGUGGGUAUGUGCCCAGACAUGUGCCCGGCCGCCGAACGUGCCCAGCGCGAAAGGGAGCGCCGCCUUCAUCGCUUCGAGGUGGAUAGGGGGUGGACAGGGGACCCGCCCCGCGCCGACCCGCAGCGCACGGUAAAGGAGUACAAUCGACCCGCUGCCGGCAAGCUCCGCCCCCCGCCGAGCCAGCUGCGUCCGCCCUCGGUGCUGCUGGCCACCGUUCGCUACCUGGCCAGCGAGGUGGCCGAGAGCCCCAACGCGCCCCUCGCGGAAGUGGCCAGCUUCGUGGCUGACCGCUUGCGCGCGGUGCGGCUAGAUCUGGUUCUACAGAGCGCGGGCGACGCCGAGACGGCGGUGGUACUAGAGGCUGCACUGGCCACGCUGUUGGCCGUAGUGGCUCGACUCCAGCCGGUUGAGACGCGCGGGCCGGUGGACCCCGUGCUGCUGCAGACCCAGGUACAGGAGAGCUUCGGCUCUCUGCGGCGCUGCUACGCGCAGAGCGCAGGGCCGCACCCACGCCAGGCUGCCUUCCAAGGACUCUUUCUGCUCUAUAACUUGGGCUCUGUGGAGGCGCUAUAUGAAGUUCUGCAGCUGCCUGCUGCCCUUCGUGCCUGUCCGCCCCUGCGCACUGCCCUGGCCAUCGACGCCGCCUUCCGGGAGGGCAAUGCAGCCCGUCUUUUCCGCCUACUUCGGACCCUGUCCUACCUGCAGAGCUGUGCAGUGCAGGGCCACGUGGGCCAUGCCCGUCGUGCUGCCCUGGCCCGCCUCGCUCGUGCCCUUAGUACCCCCAAGGGACAGACUUUGCCUUUGGACUUCAUGGUUCAUCUGCUGGCCUUGGAUGGACCUCACGAAGCACGGGACCUGUGUCAGGCCCAUGGGCUACCCCUGGAUGGAGAGGAGAGAGUUGUGUUCCUGAGGGGUUGCUAUACUGAGAAAGGACUGCCACCUGUUGGUACCUGCAAYGUGUUAGUGGGGAGUAAGCUCCGAGGGCGCACCCUGGAGGAGGUGGUCAUGGCAGAGGAGGAGGAUGAAGGUGUGUUCAGACCUUCCUAGGUCUGACAUUAGGGGGACCUGGCAUUAGGGGGAUAUAUGCCAGCUUCCAGAGCUUCAGGACUGGGUCAGAUAACUUAGGUUUCUUUUUUCAUGGUUCUUAGAUC
This is a messenger RNA of Urocitellus parryii (Arctic ground squirrel), 1301 nucleotides long. RefSeq names its product SAC3 domain containing 1 (gene Sac3d1). Gene Ontology annotation, cellular component: nucleus; spindle; centrosome. Gene Ontology annotation, biological process: centrosome duplication; spindle assembly. The record is from RefSeq and is a predicted model, not a curated record. Lineage: Eukaryota; Metazoa; Chordata; Mammalia; Rodentia; Sciuridae.